This is a messenger RNA of Galeopterus variegatus (Sunda flying lemur), 3240 nucleotides long. RefSeq names its product cartilage intermediate layer protein 2 (gene CILP2). Lineage: Eukaryota; Metazoa; Chordata; Mammalia; Dermoptera; Cynocephalidae. The transcript has 9 exons. The record is from RefSeq and is a predicted model, not a curated record. Bases 1 to 3240 code for a protein of 1079 amino acids.
AUGGCGUCACUGCUACUCUUUCUCUGUGUUGCCGCCGCGCACCUGGCGGGGGCCCGAGACACCACCACCACCGAGGAGCCCAGGGCGACUGCAUGGGGCCUGGAAGGACGGUCGCUGCUGCACCCUGUCCAACCCUCACCAGCCCUGGAGGACUGGGAAGAGGCCAGCGAGUGGACGUCUUGGUUCAACGUGGACCACCCGGGAGGUGACGGCGACUUCGAGAGCCUGGCCGCUAUCCGCUUCUACUACGGGCCGGCGCGCGUGUGCCCACUGCCGCUAGCGCUGGAAGCGCGCACCACGGACUGGGCCCUGCCGUCCGCCGUCGGCGAGCGUGUGCACUUGAACCCCACGCGCGGCUUCUGGUGCCUCAACCGCGAGCAGCCCCGCGGGCGCCGCUGCUCCAACUACCACGUGCGCUUCCGCUGCCCGCUCGAAGCCGCAUGGGGGGCUUGGGGCCCUUGGGGACCCUGCUCAGGGAGCUGUGGGCCAGGCCGUCGCUUGCGCCGCCGCCACUGCCCAAGCCCCGCUGGAGAUGCGUGUCCGGGGCGUCCCCUGGAGGCGCAGAAGUGUGUGCGGCCCCGGUGCCCAGGAUGCAGUCCUGACACUUGUGAGUGCCCUGACCACAUCCUCUUGGGCUCAGUGGUCACCCCAUCUGGGCGACCACUGCCGGGAGCCAGAGUCUUUCUGCAAGACCAGCCUGGCACCAUAGCCACCAGCGAUGCCUAUGGAACCUUCCGGGUGCCUGGAGUCUGUGCCGGCAGCAGGGCUAAUGUCAGGGCCCAGAUGGAUGGCUUCUCUGCAGGCAUGGCCCAGGCCCAGGCCAAUGGCUCCACCUCUGCCGUGGUCACCAUUGUCCUCGAUAAGUUGGAGAAGCCCUACCUGGUGAAGCACCCUGAGUCCCGAGUGCGAGAGGCUGGUCAAAACGUCACCUUCUGCUGCAAAGCCUCAGGGACCCCUAUGCCCAAGAAAUACUCUUGGUUCCACAAUGGGACCCAGCUGGACAGGCGAGAACACAGGUAUGGGGCCCACCUGGAGCUAUGGGAGCUGCGCCCAGACCAGGCAGGCACCUACCAUUGCAAGGCGUGGAAUGAGGCGGGCACCGUGCGCUCCAGCACUGCCCGGCUCACCGUGCUGGCCCCAGGCCAGCCAGCCUGCGACCCCCAGCCCCAAGAGCACCCGAUCAAGCUCCCAGAUGACUGUAGUCAGCCAGGCAGCGGCCCCACCUACCUGGACGUGGGCCUCUGCCCCGACACCCGCUGCCCAGGUCCCACAGGCUCAAGCCCUCGGUGUGGGGAUGCUGGUUCCCGCUGCUGCUCCGUGCGCCGCCUGGAGAGCAGGGAGAUCUACUGCUCUGGCUACGUCCUCCCGGUGAAGGUGGUGGCCGAGUGUGGCUGCCAGAAGUGUAUGCCCCCUCUGGGGCUGGUCCGUGGCCGCGUGGUGGCUGCUGACUCUGGGGAGCCCCUGCGCUUUGCCGGGAUCCUGCUGGGCCGGGAGCCCAUUGGCUUCACGUCCUACCAGGGCGACUUCACCAUCGAGGUGCCGCCCUCCACUGAGCGGCUGGUGGUGACUUUUGUGGACCCCAGUGGCGAGUUCGUGGACACUGUACGGGUCCUGCCUUUUGACCCUCGAGGUGCUGGCGUAUACCACGAGGUCAAGGCCAUGAGGAAGAAAGCCCUGGUCAUUUUAGAUGCCAGCCAGAGUAACACCAUCCCCCUGGGAGAGCUGGAAGACCAGGCGCCCUUGGGCGAGCUGGUCCUGCCGCCUGGAGCCUUCCGCCGAGCCGACGGCAAACCCUACCGGGGGGCUGUGGAGGCCCGCGUGACGUUCGUGGACCCCCGAGAUCUCGCCUCGGCGGCUGCCGCCCCCAGUGACCUGCGCUUCGUGGACAGCGACGGCGAGCUGGCGCCGCUGCGCACCUACGGCAUGUUUUCGGUGGACCUCCGCGCCCCCGGCUCCGCAGAGCAGCUGCAGGCCGGGCCGGUGGCCGUGCGCGUGGCCGCUGGCCACAUCCAUAUGAAGGGCCACCAGGAGGCCCUCAAGCUGUGGUCGCUGAACCCCGAGACGGGGUUGGGGGAGGAGGAGAGCAGUUUCGGGCGCCAGGGGCCCUCGGCGGCGCGGGUCCGCCGCGAGGAGCACGGCGCCUGCCUCCCCGCCUUCUGCGACGCGGACCGUCCCGACGCCUACACGGCCCUCGUCACGGCCACCCUGGGCGGCGAGGAGCUGGAGCCGGCCCCCUCCCGGCCCCGUCCGCUCCCGGCCACCGUGGGCGUCGCCCAGCCCUACCUGGACAGGCUGAGCUACCUUCGGACCGACCACGAUGACCCGGCUUUCAAACGCAACGGGUUCCAUGUCAACCUCGCCAAACCCAGGCCGGGGGAGCCCUCCGAGGCCAACGGCCCCGUGUACCCGUGGCGCAGCCUGCGCGAAUGCCAGGAGGCCCCCGUGACCGCCAGUCACUUCCGUUUCGCCCGCGUGGAGGCCGACAGGUAUGAGUACAACGUGGUCCCCUUCCGCGAGGCCGCGCCCGCCUCCUGGACCGGCGAUCUCCUAGCCUGGUGGCCCAACCCACAGGAGUUCCGGGCCUGCUUCCUCAAGGUGAAAAUCCAGGGCCCUCAGGAGUACAUGGUGCGCUCCCACAACGCGGGCGGCAGCCACCCGCACACCCGGGGCCAGCUCUACGGGCUGCGGGACACCCGCAGCGUGCGAGACCCCGCGCGUCCCGGCACCUCUGCUGCCUGCGUGGAGUUCAAGUGCAGCGGAAUGCUGUUCGACCAGCGUCAGGUGGACAGGACGCUGGUGACCAUCGUGCCCCAGGGCAGCUGCCGCCGUGUGGCGGUCAACGGGCUCCUUCGGGACUACCUGGCCCGGCACCCCCCGCCCGCGCCUGCAGAGGACCCAGCUGCCUUUGCUAUGCUCGCCCCCCUAGACCCUCUGGGUCACAACUAUGGUGUGUACACAGUCACUGACCAGAGCCCACGGCUGGCCAAGGAGAUCGCCAUCGGCCGAUGCUUCGACGGCUCCUCCGACGGCUUCUCCAGGGAGAUGAAGGCUGACACUGGCACAGCUGUCACCUUCCAGUGCCGGGAGCCACCAGCAGGCCGGCCCAGCCUCUUCCAGAGGCUGCUGGAGUCCCCGGCAUCAGCACUUGGUGACAUCCGCAGGGAGAUGGGCCAGGUGUCCCGGGCACAGGCCCGAUCUGUGGGUCCCCUCCGCACUCGGCGGGGCAGGGCCCGGCAGUGA